This is a messenger RNA of Thalassophryne amazonica, 1881 nucleotides long. It is a transcript of the gene p2rx1, whose product is annotated as purinergic receptor P2X, ligand-gated ion channel, 1. Gene Ontology annotation, cellular component: plasma membrane; nuclear inner membrane. The transcript is spliced from 13 exons. Lineage: Eukaryota; Metazoa; Chordata; Actinopteri; Batrachoidiformes; Batrachoididae. The coding region runs from base 143 to 1327 and encodes 394 amino acids. Gene Ontology annotation, biological process: monoatomic cation transmembrane transport; response to ATP. Gene Ontology annotation, molecular function: purinergic nucleotide receptor activity; ATP binding; extracellularly ATP-gated monoatomic cation channel activity. The record is from RefSeq and is a predicted model, not a curated record.
AGGAAGUCCUUCAGGCCUGGACUUGGCUGUAACUUGUCAGAGGAGGCAGAGGAGCUCUGGAGGCAUCACGCAGGAGCAGAGGAGUCAGGGUCCGAGCGGUGGGGUUGGGAGACCCUCGUGUCAGCGGGUCAGCUGCCAGAAGAUGAAGAACAAAAUCACCAACAUCCUCGCAGACUUCUUCUUUGAGUAUGAGACCCCACGCCAGGUGCUGGUGAGGAACAAGAGGAUCGGCGUGGUGUGCCGUGUGAUCCAGCUGGGGGUCCUGGCUUACAUCAUCGGGUGGGUGUUCAUCUACGAGAAAGGCUACCAGUCCACAGACACAGCGAUCAGCUCUGUUUAUACCAAAAUGAAAGGAGUGGGCUACACCAACGUGAGCGGGGUGGAGAAAUUCUGGGAUGUGGCCGACUAUGUCUUCCCUCCACAGGGUGCUUCAUCUUUUGUGGUGAUGACAAAUUUCAUCAUAACUGAAGGUCAGAAAAUGGGAAAAUGUCCAGAGCUUUCGGACAAACAUCUCUGCAAGUCACACAAAGACUGUAAACAAGGGAAAUACAACCGCACGGGAAACGGACACAUGACUGGAGUCUGUGUGAAUGAGACUAAGACUUGUGAGAUUUUGGCCUGGUGCCCCGUAGAGGAUGACCGCAAUAUACCAAGACCUGCUCUGUUGUUGUCAGCUGAGAACUACACGCUGUUCAUCAAAAACUCCAUAACCUUCCCUCUGUUCGGUGUCACCAGGAGUAACCUUGUGGAGGGGGUCGAUCAGUCCUACAUCCGUCACUGCUUAUUUCAUCCAGAACAUUCUCCGCUGUGUCCCAUAUUCAGACUGGGCGACAUUGUCAAACUGUCGGGCUUCAAUUUCGACACACUAGCUGAACUGGGAGGGGCCAUCAGCAUUGUGAUUGACUGGACAUGUAACCUGGAUGUGCACAUCAAACACUGCAAGCCAAAGUACAAUUUCCACGGCCUGUAUGGUAAUCCCAGCGAGACAGACGGAGCCAGGGCCUCUGUGGGCUACAACUUCAGAUAUGCAAAGCAUUAUGUAGAGGACAAGGAGGAGAAAAGAACCCUUCUCAAAGUUUUUGGUAUCAGGUUUGAUAUCAUUGUGCAGUCACUGGCCAGAAAAUUUGAUAUCAUCCCGACACUGACUGCAAUCGGCUCUGGAGUGGGCAUCUUUGGAGUGGCAACUGUUGUGUGUGACUUGGUGUUGCUGCAUUUGCUACCGAAAAGAGAAUUUUACAAGAACAUGAAAUUCAAAUACACAGAUUCACAACUACAGGACCCUGAUUCAGAAGAAGAUGCCACAAAGAAAGAAGGACCCAACAAAUAACCAGGCAGCAUAUCUGUGUGGAGGUCAACAUACAUGUGGACUUUGUAAAUGAACUCAAGGGGACUGGACGGGACUCGAACGCACAGUGUGUCCUCUCAAGAUUUUUUUCCUCCAGAGUUUCUAAAAAUUCUCCUGAGCUGCUGUGACUUUAUCGUGUGUGGGAAAGCUAACAGAGCGGCUCUUUGUCUGUGUGUUUUUGAGUGUAGCUCCAGUUUAUUUUUCUUAGGGUGUAACAACAUUCAUACGGGUAAAAAAAAAAAAAAACAUGAUCACGCGUCACACCCUUCUGUGUGCACAAGGUCAAAGUGUUAGUCAUUAAUUGCCUCUGACACGGUCUGUCUUAAAGCAGGAUGUAAACAGAUCCACUGUGAUCCAGUCCUUACGUGCACUUUGUAAGAAACAGUACAACUUUUUAUUUCUUGUGAUGAUGGUGGUGGGAGUCAAAAAAAGGAGACAAAAUAUCAGGACAUUGAUACUGUUUUGUGUUUAGGUAUACAAAAAAAAAGCCCCCCCCAAAAAGAGAGUUUGAGUCUUUAUAUUUAUAUCAUGAUAAU